CACGAAGGUUAGAUGUCGCCUUAAUUUGUUUUUGUGCAAAACGUCAAAUGUGUGUCAAAUUAAAUUAAAAGAAUAUAUAAUUUAUUUAAAAUAAAUUUGUGACACAAUGAGUACUUAUGAAAUAAGUAAAUCAUCAUUGCUUAGUCUAAAAGCAGAAAUUUUAAGAAAACAACAAGAAUGUACUAAAAUUAAAGUAGAUAAUGAGGUGAAAAUCAAAACAUUGAAAAAGAAUACCCCUUUAGAAGUUAAAAAUAAAGAAAAACUAGCUGACAAUGCACCAUUAACAGAUGCCGAAGAAGAAUUACUAAAAAAAUCAAGGUCUGUUUUAGAGGCAAAAUCUAAAUUAUAUGAAGAAUUGUUAAACUCCAAGAAUUUGACAGAUGAACAAAAAGAGAUUAAAAAGAGAUAUUUGGUGAGAUUUAACAGCAAAGUUCCAGAUUUACCACCAGAUGAACCUGAUGAUGUAGACAAAUAUCCUGAUAGUGAUGAUAAUGGGAAUUAUGAUGACUAUGAUGAUCCCAAAAAUCCUGAAGAUGAAUGGGUUGAAUAUGUGGAUUGUCUCGGCAGAACUAGAACAUGUCUGAGAAAAGAUUUGGAACACAUUAAAGCCAAUGAUGCUGAACUGAAACAAAGUCAAGAUAAAAGAAGGGAACAUGAUGAAGAACCUCAGAAAGUUGUUCCUAAAGAGGAAAAAGAGAAAACAAAGGAAAAGCAAUUAAAUGAUGAAGAAAGUGAACUACUUUCAGCAGACAUGAGAAGAGAGCAGUUGAGAAAGCAGUGGGAAAAAGAAGAGGAUGAACUGAGAGAUAAAACAAAUAUUCAUUAUCAAGAUAUUUUAUUUAAUGAGGCAAGAACUCAUGGUGUUGGCUAUUAUGGAUUCUCAAAGGAUGAAGAAGAAAGAGCUGCUCAACAAGAAGCAUUAAAUAAGCUCAGACAGGAAACAGAAGCCCAACAGAAAAAGUCUCAAGAGAUGAAAGCCUUGAGGGAAAAACAACUAAAGGCAAGAAUACUUGCUGCUAAAAAUAGAAAGAGAGCCAGAAUGGGUUUGCCUCCAGAAGAAGAAACUGAGGAGACUCCAAAAGAAACUGAAAAAGACCCUGAAAAAAAAAUAGAGGAUCCAGCUGAGAUAGAAAAACAAAAACAAUUGGAAGAGGCGCGAAAAAAACACAUAAGACCUUGGGAUAUAGGAAAAGCUGCGCUGAAAGAGCAUUAUGUACACAGCCAAGAAGAAUGGGUUGAUAAGAAAAGAAGGGAAAGACCUGAGGAAUUUGCGCCGCCGUCCAGUUAUAGGAAGAAUUUUAGGAGUACAGUUGAAGAUAAUUUACCCAGAGAUGUUGAUAGGUCCUUAAAGUUUAGUACAAAGAGAAGUUCAAAAGACGACGUUAAUCCAUACAAGAGAAGCAGUUAUGAAGAAAUACCUCAGGAUAAAUUAAUAGAACCUACUCCAAUCAUUGAUGAAUGUGUUGAAACUCCAUUACAUAAUAAAACAAAGAGAAUUCAAAGUGAUUAUUCUUCAGAUUCAGACAGUGAUGAUAGUAAAAGGAAAGGAGCAGAAAUAGCACCACCUCCUACUUAUGAUUAUUAUGGACCAAGUUCUACUAAAAAAUCAAAAACGUCAAAAUCUAAAGAAAAUAUUGAACUGUCCAUAGAAGAAGGACUUAAAUUUUUGAGAAAACAAGUGGAGAAGAAGGAAACUGGAAAACAUGAUAAUGACAUGUUUAUAUUUUAAUUUUAAGAUUCAAUAUUAUAGAGAAUAAACGUUGUGUAUCAAUAAAAAAUAAUUAUUAUAAAGUA
Aethina tumida (small hive beetle) is the source of this 1794-nucleotide messenger RNA. Its product is annotated as coiled-coil domain-containing protein 174. The record is from RefSeq and is a predicted model, not a curated record. The transcript has 6 exons. NCBI's taxonomy places the organism in Eukaryota, Metazoa, Arthropoda, Insecta, Coleoptera, Nitidulidae. Gene Ontology annotation, cellular component: nucleus. The coding region runs from base 107 to 1729 and encodes 540 amino acids.